AUGUCUGGUUUUGGAAAAUGUACAGAUUGUGGAAAAGAAAGAAUCAGUGAUGGAUGGUGUAACGCAUGUGAUGUAAAUGCUCUUAAGGAAAACUUUUUUGGUAUAACUAAAGAUUAUACUUCUCAUUUCAUGUUGGUCAUGAAAUAUUAUGAAUAUUAUGAAAAUAGAGACUUAUAUUCAUACCUUGAUGAAACUCAAGGAAAGCUUUGUUGGAGAGACAUUGUUAUUAUGCUUUGGCAAAUAUUGGAGGGAGGAAUUGUACAAUAUCAUGAAAAGGGAUUGAUUCAUGGAAAUAUUCAUGGAGUCGGUAUACAGAAAGAAUUUACAAUUUUGGAGCAUAAAAAUUGGGAUAAUUCAUGGAAAUUUUCACGGAGGUAA
Molecule: messenger RNA, 378 nt
Organism: Funneliformis caledonium
Lineage: Eukaryota; Fungi; Glomeromycota; Glomeromycetes; Glomerales; Glomeraceae
Source: the annotation of a GenBank genome assembly